AUGAGGGCGAGGCCCGCUGCCCGCGGUCCUGGAUGGGUGUGCAGUUCAUGUCGUGCCCGUCAAACCGCGGCCAAAAAGGUGCAUUCGCUUGUCCCGACUCGCAACGCCUCGACUACCGCGUCGUCGUCUUCCUCGAGCGGCACGAAUUCUACCCAAAGACGAGGAAAGCUUCCUUCAUCUCCAGCUCGAACUCGGUUCGCUCCCUCUCCUACGGGCAACCUGCACCUGGGCUCUAUCCGCACCGCAUUGUUCAACUAUCUCCUCGCUAGAGCGACGAACGGCCAGUUCCUCCUUCGAAUUGAAGACACUGAUGCGAAGAGAACGAUCCCCGGUGCCGAAGAACAAUUGUACAGAGAUCUAAGAUGGGCAGGGCUGCAGUGGGACGAGGGUCCGGAAGUAGGAGGCCCCUAUGGCCCAUACCGACAAUCUGAAAGACUUGCAUUGUACAAGACACACAUCGACACACUUUUACAAACGGGACAAGCGUACCGCUGCUUCUGCUCGUCGGACCGUCUCGAUGAGCUCAACCGCCGUCGUCACGAAAAGGGGUUGAGCUUAGGCUACGAUCGCAAGUGCCUGAACAGCGUCUCCCCGUCCCAGGCGGAAGAGAGAGCCCAUCGCGGCGAAGCACACGUUAUCCGUUUCCUCUCUCCGCAAGAAUGGCCUCGUUACAGUGACCUCGUGUACGGCAAAUCCCAAGGCCACGGAGCCGAAAAGACCAAACGACUGCUGGUUGAUGAACCGGUGUAUGAGGAUGCGAUCCUGAUGAAAUCCGACGGGUUCCCGACGUACCAUUGGGCAAACGUAUGCGACGACCAUGACAUGCACAUCACCCACGUCGUUCGGGGGUCAGAAUGGAUGGCCUCGACGCCUCUGCACGUCGCGCUGUAUAAUUCCCUGGACUGGAUGCCACCGGCUUAUGCUCAUGUCCCACUUCUAGUCGACAGCAAUAAACAAAAGCUAAGCAAGAGGAACUUCAACUCGGAUAUCUCACAGUUCCGCAACCAAGGGAUCUUUCCCGAAACACUGGUCAAUUUCGCGGCGCUCUUGGGAUGGUCCCACACUCAGAAACGAGAUGUCAUGGACCUCCCUCAACUCGAAUCCCUCUUCAAUCUAAAGAUCACAAAGGGGAACACCAUUGUCUCAUUCGACAAAUUGCAUUUCUUACAGGAACAACAUGCUCGCCGGCGCGUGCUGGCCGGAGGAGAGCACUUUGAGCAAAUGAUUCGUGAUGUGGCUAUUGCUGUUCUCGAGAAAUAUGGCGCUGGGAGAAUCAUGCAGUUUCUAGACACCGGAUCGCGGAAAAGGCAAUUGAGAGAUGUCCUUGCCCAGCUACUGAAGGUUGAGUCCCUGCACUUCCGCACGCCAUCUCAAUUCUCCGAACAGUGUUCUUUGUUCUUCGAGCCAGUGACGCUGGGCGACUUGGACGUCAGCGAUGUCGGACUCCUCCACCCUCUCCGCGUCGCAGCAUCGACUCUCGCUUUAAUCACUGAGAAAUCAUGGACCAGAGACACCCUCCACGCGCACCUCCGGUCUCUAGAAGAAGCGACCCCGCCUCCUCCAGACAACGCCGUCGACGACGCAACAACAAGAGCCUGGAAAAGGGAACUGUACCACUACCUCCGCUGGGCACUGCUCGGCGGAAGACAAGGUCCCGGGAUUGCUGAGACGUUGGAAAUACUGGGGAAAGGCACGUGUACAAGGAGGAUUCAAGAUGCGAAUGCGAAAGCGCGAGAGCUGGAGACCGUUAGGACCAGGCCCACCAUUGAGGCUCAGGGGUGGAAAGGCGACGUCGAGGGCAAGAGGAGGGUCGAGAAGGACUGGAAGGGCUAUUCGCUGCGCCGGUAG
Molecule: messenger RNA, 1848 nt
Organism: Cladophialophora psammophila CBS 110553
Lineage: Eukaryota; Fungi; Ascomycota; Eurotiomycetes; Chaetothyriales; Herpotrichiellaceae
Product: glutamyl-tRNA synthetase
Exons: 1
Coding region: 1-1848 (615 amino acids)
Biological process (GO): glutamyl-tRNA aminoacylation
Molecular function (GO): ATP binding; tRNA binding; glutamate-tRNA ligase activity
Source: RefSeq, a predicted model, not a curated record